Varroa destructor (honeybee mite) is the source of this 2997-nucleotide messenger RNA. RefSeq lists its product as uncharacterized. The record is from RefSeq and is a predicted model, not a curated record. Lineage: Eukaryota; Metazoa; Arthropoda; Arachnida; Mesostigmata; Varroidae.
UUGCGCCGAGUGCGUCCUGGCAAGCCAUCCUUGCGGCUUGCCCCUGUCACGCUCUCAGGGCCCGUAUUAGGUUCCGUCCACGAGCAAGAUCUCAGCUUACGAGAUCAGACCACGGUGAGGUGUACAGUGGACAAAGUGCGAGCUAGUUUCGAAGACGAAUCCCGCAAAAGCUAACGACCAAAUAUAAAUACUACUACAACUGCUAUCACAGAUUGAUCAGGUGUAUGUGUGUGCGCGAUAACCGAAUAGUGAUAGCGGCACGGCCAUAACGACCAAAAGCAAUAUCUGUCUGUUUAUCUACCUAAAAGCCUCCAUCCGAUCAGGUUUACUGCGUAUUUAGCAGGCAUCGAGUGUAGAGUGGUGGGAAAAAUAUUGUGUACGAACCCAUAAAAUGUAUGCAGACUGAGAGAAGACAGGUUUGAAGGGGUUGUCCAAUACAUCUACGUUUGUUAUUACACGUAAAGUCAGCGAAUAUAUACAUUGUAUUGAAGGUGAUUUUAAGUGGUGCGCUAUAGCAAGACUGAUAGAAGCUAAGGUUUCGGCAGGUGACAACAGAGAACAAAAUCAGCGUCCACAGACUCCAUAAUAAGUAGCUACUGCUGCUAACGUCGCCGUGUACCGGUACCGCGAUGAUCUAGCUGGUUAGGUGUGGGGCACAGCCUCGCGUGGAGGUCGGAAGCGACUCAUUGGCCAAGUGUCGCUUUUUGACAAAGGAAAGACUCCCCCCCUUAACAAAAUGUGCAUUGUAUCCUCGGGUCACCGGUUCCUGGAGCGAGUCUCCAAGAACAAGGGACUCAUCACGUUCACCAUGUACUUCCUCAUGGUAGGACUGGCCACAAUAGGCAUCUUUGGCAAGACCCAGUAUCCAGACAAGUUCACUCCACGAUGGGUGAAUGCCUGCAUGAUUAGCAGUGGCUUGUGCUGCGUACUGGGUCUGGCUACAGCUUGCCUGGUUACGAACAAGAACGUCGACUCCCAAACACCUGACGCAGCGCCGCCUAGCGGUGCAGCAGCUCCGUCUGCUCCUGUGACGUCUCAAAGUGCAAAUACGGGUGCCCAACUUUCGCAGAUGUACAACACCCAGGUGUCGCCAGUUCUUACAGUUUCCGUUCUCGAUAUGGACGUAACCACCGGACGAUCAACGUUUCUACCUUUAAUUGGUUAUCCGGUAAAUCACGACUUUAACUUACAGUUGCUUCUGCCAAACCGGUAUGGAAACGCUGAACAAAUUCUCGGGGUGCACCUGCCACAAAAUGGAGAACCAGGACAAGUACACCGGGCGAUCGUACAAGCCCGCCACACCGAUGGAAAGACUCCCAACGAGAAGACUGUACUGGCAGAUCAUCUCAAGCGCAUCGCCUCCGAAGCCAAACAAGCCCAGGACGGAAAAAUGGAGCUUGGAGGUUUCAAGGACAAUAGCGCUAAUAAUGGUGUUCCGAAUGCUAAGAAAAUGGCCGAAACACCUCCGCCAUCCUACAGUUCACUCGAAAUUAGCGUGCAGUGCGGCCUAGGCGGCAACGCUCCCGCAGGCGGAGCCAAUGGAAAUACAGCGACUGAUGGACCUGGUCCUGUUAUCGGAGUUGGCGGAACUGUAAACGCGACGCCUGGACUACAACCCGAAACGACAGCCGCAAGUCUGGAAUAUCGAGACGGAGUGCCAGCACAACCGGGUGAGCGAACCAUGAGAGAACGACAACCGCUACCACUGCUGCAACAGCAACUUCACUUCCAACAGACCGUUCCAGCUAGCGACAGGACCGAACGCACGGAACGUCCGCCAUCAUACGAUACGGCGCUCUGCCGCCUUGUCGAAAACGCCGCUGGGAGUGGUGUUGAAGAGCAAGGCGCUGUCGGUGGUAUAGCUAUGACUGUCGAGGCACCGUCGCAGAAAGUGUCUGCCGGAAAUAACAAAACGAAGGAGACAUCUACCAGAAAACUAGCUGUUGCUGAUGUAGAUAAGUAGGUAGCUAGCAGUAAACAAGCAGAGGUGUGAAAUACUAGAUUUCCUAGUCCUCCGGCGGAUAGGGACAAUGACUAAGCGCAGAAGAAAGAAGCGAGAAUUAAGUGCAAAAACCUUCAACUGAUUACCAGUAAAUCGACUGAUUGGACGAUGAAUCAUACAGAUAACGGGUUUCUGCGGCAAAAGGAAACGGGAAUACAACAGAAAAUUAUGACCAAAUCGAAUGCAAACGACACAUCUGAAGGUAUGGACGAAUGGACACAAGCAUCUGAUGAUCAUGUGGGCAAUUACGUAAUGAAGACAGGUACUAAAUAGGUGAAACGUUAACAAAUGGAGUAAUCGAAGUAAGCGAUGCAUCGUAUCUCAAUAAUAUGUGCAGCACCGUCUUAUAUAUUUUUGACUGCAUCCGCGGUGUUGUCUUCUUUGAGUAGCGAACUCAUUUAAUUGUUACAAUGAUACAAGAUGUCUGCCGUGUGCUGUUUGUACGUUGCGCAAAAGUGCAGAGUAGAGAAAAAUCACGAAAUUUAUCAAAUAAUCUACUGUACUAAAAAGGAGACGGCAAAAAAACACUGUCACAAGCUUUUGGUUACUGCGCACGUGGAUGGGCUCUUGGCACAAGGCAACGUAUAGAAUCUAAAAGAUGGCACAGGCAGAUGAAUGAGGAAGAGACGAAAUAAACAAGUAACAAACUAGCCACAUAGUCUGCAGAUGCAUUGUAGAAUUUCGACAGUAUCCGUUUGGUCUGCUUUGCUUCGUGGCCGCAGGCCGCAAGAACAGAUAUAACUAUCGUGGCAAUACGAAGCAGGGGUAAUAUUCUAGUGAUUAACACCUCUAUCUCUAUACAUACAUAACCCGUCAUUCGUUGGCACCUGAGAAGGUCGCACGCUUAAAGGGAAUGAUGGCGUAUAAAAAUUGCGACGAUAAGAACGUUCUACAAAGUACGCCGGAAGGUUUAUCUAGGCCUUGAGCAAAAGAUAGAGGAGGCGAGUCUGCAUCGGCAACAGGCUAGCCUAAAAAAUACGGUUCUUUAUUAUAUA